Leishmania major strain Friedlin is the source of this 1428-nucleotide messenger RNA. RefSeq lists its product as hypothetical. The coding region runs from base 1 to 1428 and encodes 475 amino acids. The record is from RefSeq and is a predicted model, not a curated record. The transcript has a single exon. NCBI's taxonomy places the organism in Eukaryota, Euglenozoa, Kinetoplastea, Trypanosomatida, Trypanosomatidae.
AUGGCGAACGUGCGGCUAGCGACGAUAGGCGACAGUGCUUCAUCUCGGCCCACCAUUGUUGUCGAGAGGAGCACUGCAAUACUGCCAAAGCUGCCAAGGAGAGGUCCACCGGCGAUUUUGCGACUGCCGCCGCAGCUCGUGAUUUACUGCUUCUGCUUCUGCAACCUGCAGACGCUGGGUGUGCUGUGCAGGGUGUCGGUGCGGAUAAAUGUGCUUGUGGCGCGUCAGGGAGCCGAGUUGUGGCUCGCGGCGGCUCAGCGGCGCCAAAUCCCGAUUUCGGACUCUGCGUGUGCGCGAGAGGAGCUGCGCAAGGCGCUGGUGCACCGCGCACGCGAGCGGCACGCGGAGGAGGCAUACUACAAAGCAGAGAUAGCUAGGAUGGAGGAGCGGCUCUCGGCGCGCGCACAGCACAUCUACGCCCAAAACAUCGAUGUCGAUCGCACACUGCAAACGAACGGUGGGACGUCAACGCCAGCUGCUGCGAACCCUGAGCCUUUCUGGCUCCGGCAGCAGCGUACGCUGCAGGCAAAAGCGGGUGCGACGGUCGGCUCUGUCGAUACCACUCACACAGCGUUGUCACAGUCGGCUGACAUGUGCGCUAAGUUGAAGACAGAGAUAGAGGCACUGGAGGAGGUGAAGCGAGCCUGCGAGUGCCGCCUGAAUCUUCAGGAGGAACUACUGCUGCAGCACGAUGCGCAGAUUCGCCAGUGGCAGUCGUUGCUGCUCCCUUGCAAGCUGUCUGCACCCAAGUCUUCUCUUGCAUCAGCGUCUGCUGGGGCCGCAGCCGCCUCUUCCAACACAAAGAAUGAGUCAGCGGCAGCAGUUGCGUCUUCCCCGGUGCUGAUCUCCGCAGUGCAAGUUGACGAGUUUGAGCGUCGCAUGGCGCGCCUCGUUCUCAACGGCCCCGUUUCGACUUCAUCAGCCUCGAUAACCCACACAUCAUCAGGCGAAUCAAGUCUGCCUGUCGUUCUGCGGCGCGGUGUGGAGAACUUUGGGAGCCUGGAGCUAGUCUUGCGCGCGGUUAAGUGUGGCGAGCCUAUUACUGACCUCGAUCCCGCACAUCAGGUUACCGUGACUACGGGCAACAACAAGGGCACUGCCACUGCGGCCACCGCUGCUGAAGCUGCGUCUUUUGAAGGCGCGGCGCGAGCCGCUGCGAAGCGCUGGAGUGCUUUUCAGAAGAUUUGCCCGAUUAACGAAGAGUACGAAAAUGCACGUCUCUUCUUGAAAGCACAGGCGUCGCGGGCAGUGCCAGCGCCUACAGCCCAUCUACGUACUGACACCAACGAACGCAGCCCCGCAAAUAGCGACGAGCAACUGCAACAGCAGCCUUCCCCGAAACCGACGCCGGCACUGCUUCGGCUGUCUGGCUUUGUACGCCGCGCAGAGGCGAUGUCAGACGCACAGGUGCUUCAAAAAUGGAUGUAA